UAUGCGCCAGUGCCCCGGUGACAGCGGGACAUGGAGAGGGGAAGUCUGCGUUGUACAUAAGGACCUAGGGACUCCGAGCUUGGCCUGAGAACCCUUGGACGCCGAGUGCUUGCCUUACGGGAUGCGCUCCUCAACUCUGCUCCAAAGCAGUCGCUGAGCUCAACUCCUGCGUCCGGGGCGGUUCGCUGCGCGCCAGGACGCGGUUAGUACCCAGUUCCUGGGCUCUCUCUUCGGCAGCUGCUUUGAAAGCUCCCACGCACUUCCCGCAGGCUAGCCUGGGAACAAAACCGGGGUAAACCGUGUUCUCUUAGGUCUUGUCCCCCAGAACAUGAUCUAGAGGUACCUGCGCAUGCAGAUGGCCGAUGCAGCCACGAUAGCCACCAUGAAUAAGGCAGCAGGCGCGGACAAGCUAGCAGAACUCUUCAGUCUGGUCCCGGACCUUCUGGAGGCGGCCAACACGAGUGGUAACGCGUCGCUGCAGCUUCCGGACUUGUGGUGGGAGCUGGGGCUGGAGUUGCCGGACCGCGCGCCGCCAGGACACGCCCCGGGCAGCGGCGGGGCAGAGAGCGCGGACACCGAGGCCCGGGUGCGGAUUCUUAUCAGCGUGGUGUACUGGAUGGUGUGCGCCCUGGGGCUGGCGGGCAACCUGCUGGUUCUCUACCUGAUGAAGAGCAUGCAGGGCUGGCGCAAGUCCGCUAUCAACCUCUUCGUCACCAACCUAGCGCUGACGGACUUUCAGUUUGUGCUCACCCUGCCCUUCUGGGCGGUGGAGAACGCUCUUGACUUCAAAUGGCCCUUCGGCAAGGCCAUGUGUAAGAUCGUGUCCAUGGUGACGUCCAUGAACAUGUACGCCAGCGUCUUUUUCCUCACUGCCAUGAGUGUGACGCGCUACCAUUCGGUGGCCUCGGCUCUGAAGAGCCACCGGACCCGAGGACACGGCCGGGGCGACUGCUGCGGCCGAAGCCUGGGGAACAGCUGCUGCUUCUCGGCCAAGGCGCUAUGUGUGUGGAUCUGGGCUUUGGCCGCGCUGGCCUCGCUGCCCAGUGCCAUUUUCUCCACCACGGUCAAGGUGAUGGGCGAGGAGCUGUGCCUGGUGCGCUUCCCGGACAAGUUGCUGGGCCACGACAGGCAGUUCUGGCUGGGCCUCUACCACUCGCAGAAGGUGCUGCUGGGCUUCGUGCUGCCGCUGGGCAUCAUUAUCUUGUGCUACCUGCUGCUGGUGCGCUUCAUCGCCGACCGCCGCGUGGCGGGGACCAAAGGAGGGGCCGCGGUAGCCGGAGGAGGCCCGGCCCGAGCCAGCGCCCGGAGACUGUCGAAGGUCACCAAAUCAGUGACCAUCGUUGUCCUGUCCUUCUUCCUGUGUUGGCUGCCCAACCAGGCGCUCACCACCUGGAGCAUCCUCAUCAAGUUCAACGCGGUGCCCUUCAGCCAGGAGUAUUUCCUGUGCCAGGUAUACGCGUUCCCUGUGAGCGUGUGCCUGGCGCACUCCAACAGCUGCCUCAACCCCAUCCUCUACUGCCUAGUGCGCCGCGAGUUCCGCAAGGCGCUCAAGAGCCUGCUGUGGCGCAUCGCGUCUCCUUCGCUCACCAGCUUGCGCCCCUUCACCGCCACUACCAAGCCGGAGCACGAGGAUCAGGGGCUGCAGGCCCUGGCGCCGCUCCACGCGGCCGCGGAGCCGGACCUGCUCUACUACCCACCUGGCGUCGUGGUCUACAGCGGGGGGCGCUACGACCUGCUGCCCAGCGGCUCUGCCUACUGACGCGGGCCUCAGGCCCAGGGCGCGCCGUCGGGGCAAGUUGGCUUUCCCUGGGCGGUAAAGAGGUGAACGGAUUAAGGAGGGCUGGGGGGGCCCUAUUUAAGAAGUAGGUGGGAGGAGGAUGGGCAGAGCAUGGAGGAGGAGCCUGUGGAUAGGCCGGAGGACCUUCUCUGGAGAGCAGAUGCUUCGAAAUCAGGUGGAGAGAGGAAACUGGCAAAGGGGCAGAGACCAGCCCCACGGGCUAGACAGGCAACCUCCGCUCCGCACCCCACAGCCUCUCCUUACUCUUCCCAAGCUGGGCAGUGUGGGGGCGCCCAGAAGCGAAGAGAAGCAGCAAAAAUGUAGAGAAAUUGGCACGGGGAGCGGGGCUUAGCCAAAUGAUGCGCAGACAAUUGUGCCCGUUUAUUCCAGCGACUUCUGCGGAGAGGGCAGCCGUCGGCACAAACUCUCCUUUGCGUCUUGGCAAACGAGAUUGCAGCAGCGCCAAGGUCCUACUUGCUGCGGGGCUGCCCCAGGAAUCUAGAGCUGGUAGGCAAGAAACGCUUUUGGAGUUAAGAAAAAGAACUGACCAUCCUGGUCCGCCACCAGGAGAAACGGCAAAGGAAAGCCACCUCCAAUGGAGUCAUUAUGACAAUUAUCAUUCCGGACUGGGCCAGCGGGAACACCCGGAGCCCGACCUAGCUGCACAGCCCCGGAGCUCAGACGUUGGCAGGGGGAUAACACCUGUCACCAGCUUGGGAGAGCGAUUCUCUGGGGAGUGUCGUC
Molecule: messenger RNA, 2521 nt
Organism: Nomascus leucogenys (northern white-cheeked gibbon)
Lineage: Eukaryota; Metazoa; Chordata; Mammalia; Primates; Hylobatidae
Gene: RXFP3
Product: relaxin family peptide receptor 3
Biological process (GO): G protein-coupled receptor signaling pathway; immune response
Cellular component (GO): membrane
Molecular function (GO): G protein-coupled receptor activity
Source: RefSeq, a predicted model, not a curated record